Molecule: messenger RNA, 2097 nt
Organism: Fusarium coffeatum
Lineage: Eukaryota; Fungi; Ascomycota; Sordariomycetes; Hypocreales; Nectriaceae
Exons: 3
Coding region: 1-2097 (698 amino acids)
Molecular function (GO): zinc ion binding; nucleic acid binding
Source: RefSeq, a predicted model, not a curated record
AUGCCUCAUACAGCUCCUGGCCAACCUCGGCCAGAAGAGGCUCGAUGUUACAACUGUGGUGCUGCUGGCCAUUGGACUAUCGCAUGCCCAGAACCUACAAGAGAAACACCAGCCGGUCUUGCUGCAUGGAGGAACUCGAACACUCCUGGUCAGGGAGGUAAUAGGGACCAUCAUAAUGGCCCAAAGAAGUCGAAAGGUCCUAUUAUCACUAAGUAUGCACCUGCGCCCGGACAAGCGCCAGCACCAGGAGUGGCUCAAUACGGUCCUCCCCCAGGCUAUGGUCCUCCUCCGCCUACACAUUAUCCAGGAGGACCUCCUUCAUAUCCUCCUCAUUAUCCCCCUUACGGCGGCCCAACGCCUGGCUAUGCAUCUGGAUACUCACCUCCAGGAUAUUCUAAUCCUUAUCCUCCGCCUUCCUACGGUGCUCCUCCCCCAGGUCUACCAGCGCCUCCCCCAAGACCACCGGGCACUUAUAAUUCUCCCCCGCCACCUCCUCAACCUCCCGGACCAUCGUCUUAUUCACGUCCGUAUGGGCCUCCGCCGCCUCGUCAAGACCAUCCACCCUACGGUCACCAACCUCAUCAACCUCAUCAGCCUCCUUAUCCCCAUUACCCUCCGCCUGCUUCAGCACCAUACGGGCAGCACGCUCCGCCGCCAUCAUACCCACCCCCGUUCCCUCCUCAUAGUGCACCACCUACAUAUGGACACCCUCCGCCAUCGCGACCUCCUGUUCCAUCCCCGGCACCGCCGAAAUCAUGGCAAAAUCGGUCAUCUGGAUCACCACCUGUGCCACGUCAAAGUCCUGCCUCAACAUUGUCUUUGCCUGCUUCAUUACCACCAAAGCCCCCUUUACCUCCAAAACCACCACAGCCUCACCAGCAUGGACAGCCAAAUAGAGGUCGUCGAGACUUCACGGACCACACUCGCGAUCAUCGGAACAAACGCAAAAAUGACCGACACAAUCGCAAUCACGACAAUCGACAAAAGAAGAACCAGCAUCAGCCACGGCAAGAACAGAAAUCACAAGACGGCAAUAAUAGACGUGACUCCAAGACUCCCAACCUUCCAAAACCCCCACCGACCCCAAAGCAAGAUGAAAAGGAAAAGGUCCCAUCCAGUACUCCUGUCAAGCAAAAGUCAAGUACACCUUCAGGGACACCUGAAGCUAAGAAGGCUCAAGUUGAAAGUCCUAUACCUGAUUCCUCACAGAAACCAGAAAUAGAAAUAGAAACAGAAACAGUACCUGAAAAGGCAACCGAAGACGAUUUGGAAUGGGAGAAGAAGGCCAUCCUCAAAGAGCCAGAAUCCCAUCAUCCUCCGGAUGAAGUCGGCAAGCCAUUGCCUGCAGAGUAUAAUGACGAGGUGCUUCUUCCUAGAAAAUGGGAUGCUAUAUGCAUCGAAUCGGACUAUGUCAAAGCUGACAAUAUCGAGGAAUAUGUCAAACCCAUACACGAAACACCGUAUUGGUCAGACGUCGAAUUCGACCCCGCGUUUGUACGGGACGGCAAGCUUCCUAGCGGGGAUUCAGUCACUGAGAUCCCGCCAAGGAUCGAUGAAAAGGUUCGGAGUGAAAGGUCCGAAAGUGGGGAGGUCCUUGAACAACACCCCAAACGAGAUCACCCAGAUGACGAUAAUAUUGUUGAACGACCAUUGAAAAGGCAAAGAUCUCGUAGCUCCUCCAACACAAAUCGCAGAGGAUCACACGACGGUCAUUCGGGUCUACGUGAUACCUAUGAACCCAAGAGGCGUAAAUCACGUCAAGAUAGUUCCGAGCAUCGGUCAACAAAUCAUCGUAACAUCGAUGACCAUCGGCGAUUAGACCGACACCAUCGAGAUCGAGAUAGAGACCGAAGUCGCAGCCGCAGUCGCAGCCGUGGGCGUAACCGUAGUCGAAGUCGCAGCCGAACGCCAGCCUCACGAGACUCUUCGGUGUCGGUUGCAUCGUCAGGAUUGGAUUCCUUGGAAGCUGAAUUGCUAGGACGGGAUUCCAAGGCUAAGACACCUGAAGAGUCCCCAAGGCGAAAGCCUUCAAUGUCUGGGCUAAAGCCUAAGCGUCGCCAGACGAAGCUCGACUCAGCCUACAGCCGUCGCUGGUAG